Messenger RNA from Pogona vitticeps (central bearded dragon), 3940 nucleotides. The record is from RefSeq and is a predicted model, not a curated record. NCBI's taxonomy places the organism in Eukaryota, Metazoa, Chordata, Lepidosauria, Squamata, Agamidae.
GAAUAGCUUUCUAGGGACAUUCUUGCGUGCAGGGGGAAAUCUCUUGAAAUCUAUUGGGACCUCCUAUUUGUCCACCACAUGAAUAUACUCCCACAACUUUGCCUGAAUAGGUAGUAAAUACAGUAAUAAGAUUUUAUUUCCUAUUUUUUCAAAAACUGGCCAUUUGUACAUGCGCAGUAUACAAAUGUCUGUCUCUAUCUGGAUGCAUGUUGCCCGUGUUGUUAUCGUUACGGUUUAGGUUCGCUCUGAUCCAGUUCGAAAGCAUCGGAGUUCGUUGCGCAUCCCACGAGGCAACUCGGCCGGCUUCGCUCACGCCGUGUUCCGCCAGCGGGUGGCACCGGCGUCUUCCCGAAGGCCACGGCUGCGGCCGGCUCCCUUGGCCAAUAGGUGGCGCUGCAGUUUAAGGACUCGCUCUCAGGAGGGUACUCGGUGGGCGGAAGCUGUCUGAGGUCGCCUUCCCGUUAGGCUUUGGGUUUCCGCUGACCCCUCGCUCGCCUGGGCUGGGAAGUCCGCUGGUGGUGCCUGGUGAGGCGAACAGGGGGGAGAUCAUGGCAGCCUCGAAGCCCGUGGAGGCUUCUGCCGGUGGGGGCGGGACGGGCUCGGGCAUCCCUCGCUGGCAGCUGGCCCUGGCCUUGGGGGCGCCGCUGCUGAUCGGCGCCGGAGCGCUUUACCUGUGGGGCCGGCGGCGGCGAGCGACGCGGGGCGGCGGCAAAGGCGCGAGUGAAAGGAAGACCCCCGAAGGAAGGGCCAGCCCGGGACCCACCGAUCUCCCCGGGGGAGGCCAGCCCAAUGGCCCCGGCGGGGACGAGAUGAGUCCUCUUGAUAGAGCCCAAGCGGCAAAGAACAAAGGCAACAAGUAUUUUAAAGCUGGGAAAUAUGAGCAAGCCAUUAAGUGCUAUACUGAAACCAUCAGUUUAUGUCGCCCUGAGAAGAAUGUUGACCUUUCUACCUUUUACCAGAACAGAGCUGCGGCGUAUGAGCAGUUGCAAAAGUGGAAAGAAGUAGCCCAAGACUGCACGAAGGCUGUUGAGCUUAAUCCCAGAUAUGUGAAAGCGCUUUUUAGACGUGCAAAAGCACAUGAAAAACUAGACAACAAGAAAGAGUGUUUGGAGGAUGUCACUGCUGUGUGCAUUUUAGAAGGCUUUCAAAAUCAACAAAGUAUGUUGCUAGCUGAUAAAGUUCUUAAACUUCUUGGGAAAGAAAAGGCCAAAGAAAAAUACAAGAAUCGGGAACCUCUGAUGCCUUCACCACAGUUUAUCAAAUCUUACUUCAGCUCUUUCACGGAUGAUAUUAUUUCCCAACCUCUUCUUAGGGGAGAGAAAUCUGAUGAAGAUAAGGAUAAAGAAGGAGAGGCUUCUGUAGUAAAAGAAAACUGUGGCUAUUUAAAGGCAAAGAAAUACAUGGAAGAAGAAAACUAUGACAAAAUAAUUAGUGAGUGUACUAAAGAAAUUGAGGCUAAAGGAAAAUAUAUGGCGGAAGCCUUGCUGUUACGAGCCACAUUCUACCUGCUUAUCGGUAAUGCAAAUGCUGCCAAACCUGAUCUGAAUCAGGUUAUUGGCAUGGAAGAUGCUAAUGUAAAGCUUCGUGCUAAUGCUCUUAUCAAACGGGGAAGCAUGUAUAUGCAACAGCAACAGCCUAUGCUCUCUACACAAGAUUUUAAUAUGGCAGCUGAUAUUGAUCCUCAGAAUGCAGAUGUUUAUCAUCACAGGGGGCAGCUAAAAAUUCUGCUUGACCAAGUUGAAGAAGCUGUAGAAGACUUCGAUGAAUGUAUCCGUUUGCGACCAGAUUCUGCCUUGGCACAAGCACAAAAAUGUUUUGCAUUGUAUCGUCAGGCAUACACUGGAAGUAAUUCUUUGCAAGUACAAGCAGCGAUGAAAGGCUUUGAGGAUGUUAUUAAAAAGUUUCCAAGAUGUGCUGAAGGCUAUGCACUGUUUGCUCAGGCUCUAACAGAUCAACAACAGUUUGGCAAAGCUGAUGAAAUGUAUGAUAAAUGUAUUGAUCUUGAGCCAGAUAAUGCUACUACCUAUGUUCAUAAAGGUUUACUUCAACUUCAGUGGAAGCAGGAUUUAGAUAAAGGUUUGGAACUUAUUAGCAAAGCCAUUGAAAUUGAUAACAAAUGUGACUUUGCAUAUGAAACCAUGGGGACAAUUGAAGUACAAAGAGGCAAUCUGGAUAAAGCCAUCGAAAUGUUCAAUAAAGCUAUUAACCUAGCCAAAUCUGAAAUGGAAAUGGCUCAUCUCUACUCACUCUGUGAUGCUGCCUAUGCCCAAACAGAAGUUGCAAAGAAAUAUGGACUGAAACCGCCAACAUUGUAAAGAGACAAUAAGCGGGGAAUGUUGUUUUAAAAGUAAAGCUGCCCAUUUUGAUCUUGUCCUAACAACACUGUUGCAGUGUGUUGAAUGAUGGGAUUUUUUUUUCUGUUCGUGGUGAUGUAAUUAUCUGUUAUAUGUUUAGGUGUUGUGGGAGUGGCUGUUCAAGGAAGUAAGCAAUUUGUUUCCCCUGCCCCAAGUAAUUGUUAAGGAGAUUAAAACAGUUUCACGGGGAUCAGAGAUUAUUUUGGCCAUGCAAAUAAAAACCUUUUUUGACUCAUGUUUUGAGGUUAGUUGUUGAAAAAAAUGUUUUACAGCUUUUCAUUUGGUUGAUUUUAAAAAAUUAAUAAUACUGUGUAAUUUUAUAUGCAAUUCAUUUUAGUUGUGCAAUAAGAAAAAAAAUGCAAAAUUGUUUAAUAGUUGGGAUUUUUGAGACAAUUGUGGGUGAAACAAUAUUUUCAACAUUAUUACCAUGUAUAAAGUUUCUUUCCCUCACUUUUACAUUUUCUGCUUCUUAAGAGGAUAGUGGCAACUACUUAAACAAUGGCUACCUGAAGUUCUCAACAAUGUUAUCCUAGUACAUAGUUCGGAGAACUUUGAAGAUCUUGACUAUCAUCUGCUCAAUGGCCUCUAUCUCCAAUAAUGUUGUGCAUACUUGUCUAUGGAUGUAAACUUCUAAUCCCAGAACACAAACAUUUGUCUUGACUUGAGAAAGAACCUAACUGUAAAGGUUUUUCUGCAGGGCAAAACUACCAUUGCAUGGGCAUUGCCUAAAGCCCUGGAUUUUUAGUGUUAAUCUGUUAAAAUUGGUUUUUUGUAGAAUUUAUAUUGAACCUUUGGGUUGGAGCUUGGAUCAGUGGAUCCAACUGAUUUGGAAACCACAGUUAACUACUCUUACCAGAAAGAGAGGAGAAAAGCUCUUACUGAUGCUGCACAAGUAUCCAGCUGCAGUAUUGUUCUUUUGUAGCUCAGUUUUAAGUCUUCCUCUGCAUUAGGAAGUUUACUGCUACUAAUUACCAUGCUAUUUUAGGAGCUACUGAAGCCUCUCCAAACUUUUGCAGUUCUGUUUCAGUUGAUAAGAAAAUCAUGGUAGGGUGCAGGUGUUUUUAAGAUGGCAUCUUUAUUUGGAUCUGCUUUUUGCCCUAUGUCCUGAUACAAACCAAUUACACUCUUUUGUCUGUUAUUUCAAAGUGGUAAAUGCAGUACAAUAUUGGAGAAAUUCAGCAGAAGUUUGAUUAAUAUAAGUUUACUUUUAAAAGCCAACUCCUCUCUUUUUUUGAAAGAGCUGAUAUGAACAAGCUCCCUGUUCCCCUUUCUGGGUUUUUGGGCUUUCUAUCUAUUGCAUUACUGGAUCUCUUUGUUUCCCAUCCCCAACCAUAACUGCAUCAUAUUUUUUCAAAAGGGUUUUUAUUUGCGUGGCUCUGACUUCACACUGACACUUCUCUCUCCUGAAAGAAAUUAAGAAUUAAGCAUGUGCUGUCUAAUAACUAGCAUUCCAGAUCAUCACAGACUGCUGCCUGUUCUUCAGAUAUUUGAACUGCACUGAAAGAAUGCAUAUGUUAUUUUUUUUGUAAAUGACUUACACAUGUAAAGUCAUAAAAUAAAACUUACCUUCAAAUAUCCUUCAUACA